Molecule: messenger RNA, 3462 nt
Organism: Mesocricetus auratus (golden hamster)
Lineage: Eukaryota; Metazoa; Chordata; Mammalia; Rodentia; Cricetidae
Gene: Lipg
Product: lipase G, endothelial type
Exons: 10
Coding region: 43-1545 (500 amino acids)
Biological process (GO): lipid metabolic process
Molecular function (GO): lipoprotein lipase activity; protein binding
Source: RefSeq, a predicted model, not a curated record
ACAAACAAACUUGUUUGAGAGGAGGGGGCGUGGCAGGGAAGGAUGCGAAACCCUGUUCUCCUGCUCUACUUCUGGUGCGUCUAUUGUUGCUUCCCGGCGGGAAGCCUCACAACCUUACGUCCCCAGGGGUCGCUGCGAGAUGAACAUCAUAAACCCACUAGAGUACCAGCUACUGUCAAACCCUCUGUGGCUUUUAACAUCCGCACUUCCAAGGACCCAGAACACGAAGGGUGCAAUCUCUUCCUUGGUGACAACCAACUCUUGGAAGACUGUGGCUUCAACAUGACAGCCAAAACCUUUUUCAUCAUUCAUGGAUGGACGAUGAGUGGCAUGUUGGAAAAAUGGCUGCACAAACUUGUGUCAGCCCUGCAGACAAGAGAGAGAGACGCUAAUGUGGUGGUGGUUGACUGGCUGCCCCUGGCUCAUCAGCUGUACAUAGAUGCGGUCAACAACACCAGGGUGGUGGGGCAGAGAGUGGCUGGGAUGCUUGACUGGCUGCAGGAGAAAGAAGAGUUUUCUCUUGGGAACGUUCACUUGAUUGGCUACAGCCUUGGAGCCCACGUGGCUGGAUACGCUGGCAACUUUGUGAAAGGAACAGUGGGUAGAAUAACUGGUCUGGAUCCUGCAGGACCCAUGUUUGAAGGGGCGGACAUCAACAGGAGGCUCUCUCCUGAUGAUGCAGACUUUGUGGAUGUCCUGCAUACCUACACACUCUCCUUUGGCUUGAGCAUUGGGAUUCGAAUGCCUGUGGGUCACAUUGACAUCUAUCCUAAUGGUGGUGACUUCCAGCCGGGCUGUGGAUUCAAUGAUGUCUUGGGAUCUAUUGCAUAUGGAACAAUCACAGAGGUGGUGAAAUGUGAACAUGAAAGAGCCGUACACCUUUUUGUUGAUUCUCUGGUGAAUCAGGACAAACCGAGCUUCGCCUUCCAGUGUACAGACUCCAACCGCUUCAAAAAGGGCAUCUGCCUCAGCUGCCGGAAGAACCGUUGUAAUGGCAUUGGCUACAACACUAAGAAGAUGAGGAAGAAGAGGAAUAGCAAAAUGUACUUAAAAACCCGGGCUGGCAUGCCUUUCCGAGUUUACCAUUAUCAGAUGAAAGUCCAUAUCUUCAACUACAAGAACAGUGGAGACAUCCAGCCUACCUUCUACGUUACCCUGUAUGGCAGUAAUGCAGACUCCCAGAAUCUGCCUUUGGAAGUAGUGGACAAGAUUGGGCUGAAUGCCACCAACACCUUCCUGGUCUACACUGAGGAGGACUUGGGUGAUCUCUUGAAGCUCAGACUUACCUGGGAAGGGAUAUCUCAUUCCUGGUACAACCUGUGGAAUGAGUUCCGCAGCUACCUGUCUCAACCCAGCAACCCCUCAAGGGAGCUGCAUGUGCGAAGAAUUCGUGUCAAGUCUGGGGAAACCCAGCGCAAACUGACAUUUUGUGCUCAAGACCCUAAGAAGACUAGCAUCUCUCCUGGCCAAGAGCUGUGGUUUCACAAGUGCCGGGAUGGCUGGCGAAUGAAAAAUGAAACCAGUCCUUUUGUGGAGCUGCCCUGAGGGUUCAGGAAGUCCUGAAGCCUGCACCCACUCACACCCCACUGUCCCUGCACACGGAGGAAAGUUACUGCUGAAGAUGCACUUGACGGAAGACCUCAGCCUUGGAGCCCUAGGAGGCGCUUACUCGUUGGGCUCAGCUUGUUUCCCGUGACAACCGUGACUUCUCCCAGGCCUGUGCCCUGCUGAAGUCCUAGUGAUGAUCCUUACUCCAAACUUCUGUUGAUCCCUCAGGAAGCUGUGUGUGAGCACUGGAAUGUCCAAAGCCCUGGUGUACUCUGGGCCAUUGUCACUGUUGUUCGGUGAGCCCUGGCUUUGUUUAACCACAGGGAACACCGGCUCUGUGUGGAAGGUUGGCAGCUGCUUGCCCUCGCUGAACUGUAGUGACAAGUCCCUCAAGAGCUGACUCCUACCCCAGUGACAGACCUGUUACUUAGAGAGGGGACAAGAGAUCAGGCUGGUGCUAAUGUCCUACUGUAUUCCUCUGUGAGACUGAUGGAUCCUGGUUCUAAUUGGGUAUCCCAUCGUGCUCCCCAGCUCACCUUCUGAAGCUCACACUGUUGGCAAUUUUCUUUUUAUAUCAUUCAUACUCAGAUUGAGCAGUUAUUGGGCAUUUCAACUAGUUAGCACAGGGCAGUAGACACAGUAGACACAGGACUCAAUCUUUGCGUUUGGGGCCAGUGGGAUCAGGAUCUCUGCCCAUUGGCUCGUGGGUUAUACAUGUGGUUAAAGACAGACAAGGCCGAGGGGAGAGCUACAAGCUAAAAGAGCUGGGGCUCUGAUGCCUUUUAUGUGUCAUUUCCUCUAAGGGCCAUGCUUGAUCACUAGCAGAGCAGCAAGCAGAAAACCACGCAUGGUGGUCACAGUGGUGGACAAAGUCUCCACUGUUGAGAGAGCUAGGCAGUACUGAGUGUGUUCCACAUACCUGCCGUGCAGAAACCGGCUGCCAUGGACAGAGCUGGCAUUGAGCUCUGACACCGUGCUCUUUCUUCUGUGAAAUGGCUAGCUUUCAUAUCAGUGCCAUGUGUGUGUUAAGCUCCUGGGAGAAACCUCCUGUUCUAGAUCUUAAUGUGAACUCAUACAUGUGAUACCUGAGACACCCUUCUGUAGUUUCUAGACAGCUUGCAUGUGUGUCACCUAAUCAGAGUGCAGGAAAGCUGUUAUUCUUGUUUUGUGAAAUCAAGGCUUAGCGAAAUCCAGCUACCUGCCUAGAUACUAUAUCAAGGUGUCGGUGGGGCCAAGCUGAGGAUUCCGUGAGGUUUCCUGGAGGUGAAGUCCAGGAAAUCCCCUCUGCCACUCCACGAAAAUGUCUGCAACUAUUUCCUAUCAGUAUGUUUGAUGUGACAAACGGGAAUUUUUUUUUCAGAGCUAUCCGUAGAAUCCAAACCCUUUCAUUGAUAUACAAACAGAAGAAUGCCUGAGAGAAAGGCUGAGUUUUUCUGGGUGACCGUCGGCUGGGGUGGGAGAGCAAUCACUCUCUGUGUUUAGGCUUUCAAUGGACAUUCUUUAUAUCUGUACUGUACCAAAUUCAUAUCACUGUUUAAAGACAAACUCCCAAAGUCUUAACCAGUUCAACCUUAGUGCAAAGAGCUCUCUCUGGCCCUCAAUGUGCUUCUGCGACUGCUUUCUAACCAAAGCAGAGCUUGUUAUUGGCCACACAUCCCGGUGACUUCCGGCUUCUGUGUUUAGUAAUGGAAGCUUGGAAAACUGAACCCUCUGUGAGUUGUGUAUUUAUCUAUUUGGCUUGAAGCCUUGUUUGUAUAUCUGAUGCUUUUUUAAAAUGCUUGGACCAUUAUUUAUUUCCUAAGUGUAUAUUAUGUGUAAAGACAAAUAUAUGGCUAGGUUUUACUUUAAGAUUAACCCAUUUCAAAAUUUAAAAAAAGUUUAAUAGUAAAAUAAUAAAAACUAUACAAUUCUUAA